AUCGCUACUGCUCCGCUCCCGCUUUCUAUUCAUUUACAAUCCGAUCCGCUAUAUAUACCCAUGAAAGAGUCGCUACUCGCAAGCCCGAAAGACAGUUGAAUUUUCGUACAAAUCAAACGGACUAUAUUAAUCCAAAUCAAAACCCCAAUCCAAUUUUCCUUUCCCCCAAAACAACAAUCCACUGAUUUACUCUUCUCCGGAGACCCUUUCCACCACCGCCGCUCGGAGAAUCUAUCCCUCGGUGCCACCUCGAUCCCCAAUUCUGUCGGCGUAUUACACACUGCAAAUUAAACCACCGGCCACCGCUUGCUGGAGGCGGCGCUGUCGACGGCAAGCACUAUUCCUGCGGCUUAGCUAACUGCGACUGUGUUUUGAAUCCGCUGCUGCUGCUGCUUCUUCUCCACUGCAAUAAUCGAGUUUCCUUUAUGCAUUAGCCUUGUGAAGGAAGCUCAUGGAUAUGAAUGGGAACGAAGUUGUUAUGACACAUGAGGAGCAUGUAGGUGUUAGAAUGUCGAAUAAUUUGGAUUUGAAUUUGGAGCAAGAAUGCCGUAGCCCAAAAUCGUCCAAUAUGAAUGGGGCUCAUCAGUCCAGUCGUUCCUCAGAAAAUGAAGUACUCAAAAUUGGUACAGAGUUUGAAUCAGAUGAGCAAGCGUACAGAUUUUACAAUAAGUAUGCAGAGUUGGUAGGAUUUAGUAUAAGAAAAGAUUGGGUCAAUAGGAGUAAGGUCCAUGGUCGUGUGAUGUCCAGAAAGUUUACCUGUUCUAGACAAGGUCACCGCAAGAAAGACAAGAGAGAUGUUAAUGUGAAGAAGCACCGCAAAGAAACAAGAACAGGUUGCAUGGCCCACAUGGUAGUAACUCGUCAAGCUGAUCGAAAAUAUAUUGUCACACAAUUUGAAGAGGGGCACAAUCAUGAGGAUGUGAACCUGACUAAAGCUGAGAAGUUACUUGAAUCACCGUUAUCUGGAAAAAGGGACUCUACUGAAGUUUCUGAAACUGACUCAAUCAAGAACUCAGAAAUUCAGUCAAAACUAUCUUUUCAGUUGUUAGGUAUACGAUUUUGCCCUCCAGAGAAUUUUGACGACCUUGAAAUAAAUGAUGAAAUUUUUUUGAGCUCUUCAAGGACAAGAGAUAUGAAGGAAGGAGAUGCAGCAAGCCUUAUGUAUUAUUUCCACAGGCAACAUUUUCUAAAUCCUUCAUUCUUCUACUCUGUACAACUUGAUGCUGAUGAUAAAGUGAGCAACAUAUUUUGGGCAGAUGACAAUAUGAUUAUGGAAUAUGGCCACUUUGGUGAUGUUAUUUGUUUAGAUACGUCAUGCACUAGAAAUCCAAAUUCUCGUCCUUUUGUUCAGUUCAUCGGAUUGAAUAAUCAUAGACAGGUCGUACUUUUCGGGGCUGCCUUUUUAUAUGACGACACUGUUAAUUCUUUCAAAUGGCUGUUCAGAACUUUUGUUGAGGCGAUGGCUGGUAAGAAGCCUAAGUUCAUUUUGUCGGAUCAGGAUGCUACAGUUGUCCAAGCUAUCCAUGCAGUACUGCCAGAAACAAACCACUACAUAUGUGCAUGGCAGAUGUAUCUAAUUGCACUUAAGCAUCUCCGCCAUGUAGUCAAGGAAUUUGAUUCUUUUGCCGUUGAUUUUCGGAGUUGCAUCUUCGGUCAUGAGCAGGAAGAAGAUUUUAUUAAUGCGUGGGAUUCUAUGCUGGAGAGUCAUGGCCUUCGUCACAAUGCAUGGCUGAGAUGGAUGUUUAGAGAAAAAGAGAAAUGGGCUGUAGCAUAUGGGAGAAAUACUUUUUUCAUUGAAAGGGAUGGCACACAUCUUGUCGAGCUUUUCUCUGAUAAACUCAGAAGCUACUUAGACCCUGACACUGAAAUGCUUCAGUUUUUCAAGCAUUUUGAGAGUGUGGUCAAUGAACAAAGAUACAAAGAACUGGAAUCAACUUUCAACAUGGGAAGACAUGUUCCUGUUUUGAUGGCUAAUGCAGUUUUCUUGAAGUAUCCCAGUGAGACUUACACGCCUAAGGCAUUUGAAGUCUUUCAGAGAGAAUACGAAAAGUGUUUAAAUGUCGUCAUUAACAAGUGUGGUGAGCGGGACACGAGAUCUGAUUACAAAGCUAAAACAUAUGGAAAGUCUAGGGACUUUUCGGUCAUGUAUAAUUCUCUUGAUGGCACUGUUUCUUGCAACUGUAUGAAGUUCGAGCAUGCGGGGUUUUUGUGCAGCCACGCCCUAAAAGUGCUUGAUCAUCAAAAUAUUAAGGUUGUUCCGUCCUAUUACGUCUUGAAAAGAUGGACAAAAGACGCAAGGAUUUUACCCGUCGGAGAAAGUCAUUGUUCCACAGAGAAUGACAACAAAAAGGUUCUUGCCACUCGUUACAAAGACCUGUGCCGCAGUAUAAUUAAAAUAUCUGCUAGAGCUGCCGAAUCGGACACAGCGUUCGAUUUCGCUACAAGAAAACUCGAUGAAGUUAUGCAAGGGAUUGAAAGAAUCUUGAAUUUCAAAUCUUUCGAGGAAGACAAAGCUUUCUGUGCUUCUGAUAAUGAACUACCCGAUGUAGAUCUUGGUAGAAAUGAGUUUGAUGAUCAGGAUAUUGAAGUCUUGAAAGGUACCGCCGAAACGGAAUGUAUAAUACCUGAUAAAGAUCAACUGAAUCACUGCGACCCAUCUCCACCUGAGACCGUUUUGUCUGUUGCAUGCCCCCCUUCUGCAUACAUUUCAUCUCCUAGUCCACCACCGUCAAUGAGUCCACUUACGCAGGGUUUAUACACCAUUGACGCCAAUCACAUGGUUCAAAGCAUAUACCAAGGACCUAAUCUAAUCAUUAACCAGCAGCCUAAUUCUAACAUGUAUGAGCCUCAAAACUUUUACUCUAGCCAAAAUCAUUCUCCCAGCCAUGCUCAAUUUAUGCAGGAGUCUUUGAUCCGUAACCAGUUCCAGGAUCCAAUGUCAAAUGGCACUCAGUUGAAACCGGUAAUGGACGAUGACCAGCACCCACAUUCGUCUUCGUUCAUGCAUUAUAACCACAGAUACAGAGCUGCUGGUGUUUAGAAUUUACAUUAUAAGAGAUAUCUCCUCGGUACUUCUCCACCUGUCAAUAUGCCUAUAUACUGUAGCAGGAUAUGUAGCACACAAUUGUAAAACUGGUUUUAAAAAUCGAGCCCAUUUUUCCCUAGUAAAGGAGUCUCGUAUAGAACUUGUGCACUGUGAACAGCGGUCAUGUGGAGGACUUCAGAAUUCAUCGAGAAAGCUGUCAUGAGCAAUACGGGCAGCUGUUGUAAAUAUAGCACCUAGUCCAUAUUGUAUCGAAACUUUGAAACGUCGCUCCUUUUAUUGUGAAUGAAAGGGAGUCAAAUACUAAAAAGUUAUCGAAACAAAUGUAAUGUUUAUGGUGAUUCGGAAUAUUUAAAUUAGCGGUUAUACAAUUUUCUACUAUCCAUGAGAUAAUAUUGUUCCGAUUUUGAUAUUCAACCCA
This is a messenger RNA of Erythranthe guttata (spotted monkey flower), 3464 nucleotides long. The record is from RefSeq and is a predicted model, not a curated record. NCBI's taxonomy places the organism in Eukaryota, Viridiplantae, Streptophyta, Magnoliopsida, Lamiales, Phrymaceae.